AUGAUCCUCCUACCCAGAAUGCCGCCACGAAUACAUCCACCCUCAAAGGCGAUUGCAUCCAUCUUACGGUGCCAACGGCCACUCCGGCUCCAACGCCAAUAUGCAACAGCAGCAGCAACUACACCUGCUGCAUCUCACGAGCAGAUGAUAAGAUCAACACCUCCAGUGGCUCGAUAUCCUUCUACGCAACCUCCAUCGUACAAGCCGCCCGAGUUUCGAAAGUCUCAACUCCUUCGUCAAUAUGCCUCCCUUCUUCGCUCUACGCCUCUCAUGCUCCUCUUCCAGCACAACAACCUGAAAUCUAUGGAAUGGGUCGGCAUAAGGCGAGAAUUAUCCAAAGCUCUGCAGAAAGUGGACGAUGCGAGAGUGGCCGCUGGUCAUCCACCGGAGAAUCUGGCUGAAGGUAUCAAGAUUCAGAUCAUUCAGACGGGCAUCUUUGCUGCAGCUUUACGGGUUGUUGAGUUUUAUAAGCCGGAUUCGCAAACAUUGCAUCCUAAGACUCCUGCACCACCCCCUGUAGAGUUGACACAUACUUUGUCAAAGGCAGCUCAUGAAGCAGUGGCGGAUACAAGGACGGCUCAUGCAUUGGCACCUUUACUCUCUGGGCCAUUGAUGCUUUUGACAUUCCCCGGUGUCUCGCCGCAGCAUAUGAAAGCAGCACUGUCGAUUUUAGCGCCUAGUGCGCCGCAAUUUCCAGCUCCAACUCGAAGGGCGAAUCCGGGCUGGCACGACCUUCCUGUGCAAACUGGAUUGCAGAAGUUGUUACUUUUAGGGGCUAGGGUGGAGGGGAAAGUCUUCGACGUCGAUGGAACGAAAUGGGUAGGAAGCAUCGAAGGUGGAUUGGAGGGUUUGCAGGCGCAGCUGGUUUCUAUGUUGCAAGGCUUUGGUGCUGGUCUUACUAAUACCCUGGAGAGUGCUGGGAAGAGUCUUUACUUUACCGUAGAAGGCAGAAGGACUAUGCUGGAGGAUAAAGAGAAGGGUGUAUCUGAGCCAGGGAAGGAAGAGACAAAGGCGGGAUGA
This is a messenger RNA of Cadophora gregata, 1020 nucleotides long. RefSeq lists its product as uncharacterized. Gene Ontology annotation, molecular function: structural constituent of ribosome. Gene Ontology annotation, cellular component: mitochondrial large ribosomal subunit. Bases 1 to 1020 code for a protein of 339 amino acids. NCBI's taxonomy places the organism in Eukaryota, Fungi, Ascomycota, Leotiomycetes, Helotiales, Ploettnerulaceae. Gene Ontology annotation, biological process: translation. The record is from RefSeq and is a predicted model, not a curated record. The transcript has 2 exons.